This is a messenger RNA of Anarrhichthys ocellatus (wolf-eel), 2756 nucleotides long. It is a transcript of the gene cxxc5a, whose product is annotated as CXXC finger protein 5a. Gene Ontology annotation, cellular component: nucleus. The transcript is spliced from 3 exons. Bases 569 to 1408 code for a protein of 279 amino acids. Gene Ontology annotation, molecular function: methyl-CpG binding; zinc ion binding. The record is from RefSeq and is a predicted model, not a curated record. Lineage: Eukaryota; Metazoa; Chordata; Actinopteri; Perciformes; Anarhichadidae.
CGGUUUUUCCGCGAAGCUCCAAAAAUCUAUGAAAUGUGUUUGCAUGUUCCUCUCUGCAAGCGGGGAUGUAGAGGUGGGAUUGCAAGGACUGAGAAAGCUGGGGGAACCCACGCGUUCAGCCUCAGAGAAAGUACGCUUUUCCAAAAUAACUGACGGUGAAUAUUUUUUUUUCUUUUUCACAUUUGUCACUAACGGGCAGGCACUCUGUAUGAUUUUGUUCUCGGAGAAUAAGCUUUUUUUCUGCCCUUUUCUUUUUUUUUUUUUGUGUCACCAUUCUGCACGGCAGGCUGAGAGACGGACCGCUCGGACUGUGGGAGCCCUCCCCUCUGCUCGGAUCUGCUUUGUUUCCAGACGGCCCAUGGAACGACGUGGAUGAGGGCUGAGCUGUAGUGCGGGCAGAAGGCUCCGGGGCCUGCCUGUUAUCGGCUGGCUGAUUGGUCCAUUGAGGUGAGGCACCACUCUCACCGGGGCACAGAACGGACCGAGAAAAGGUCUUUGCUCCCCCUCCUCGCUCACCCCUGCCCCCUUUCCACCCUCACCCCCAACCCAGGCACGUACGCUCUGGACCAUGUCUAGUGGGCUGUCGGCGGGGGGCCGGACAGAGGACCAGGAGCGGAGUAACUGCAAACAGGACUCUCCUGUUAUAGAGCGCAGGAACCGCAGUGGCAUCAUCAGUGAGCCCCUCAGCAAGAGCCUUAAGAAGUCCCGUACCCUCUCCCAGUAUACAGCAGUCUCCUCUGCCACCAGCAAUGGACACAAGGACAAUAGUGAGACAAAGAGCCACUUGGCCAAGCCUCAGCCACCCCCGCUGCCUCAGCCCACUGUCUCCGCACUGGCGGCAGCCAAGUUGGACCGGACCCUAGAACAGGUUCUGGAGGGACAGAAUGGCCUGCUGCACUUUGCUCAGGCAGCAGCAUUGUUAAAGCGGGCCGGUAUGGAGCACAUGCUCCUGCCUGGGGGCAUGGGAGUGGGAGUUGGCAGUGGAGACGCAGGCUCGGGGGCUAGCGACUUGGAGGGUACGUCUGUCACGGACGCCGUAGGUGGUCCUGUUGACUUCCCAUAUGGAGUAGGGGGUGGUUUCCCCUUCAACCCCGGGCUUUUCAUCAUGACGCCGGCUGGAGUGUUUCUGGCGGACAGCGCGCUACACAUGGCCGGCCUGGCCGAGUACCCGGCGCAGAGCGAGCUGGCCUCUGCGAUCAACUCCGGUAAAAAGAAGCGAAAACGUUGCGGCAUGUGCCCACCUUGCCGACGGCGGAUUAACUGCGAGCAAUGCAGCAGCUGCCGGAAUCGCAAAACAGGCCACCAGAUCUGCAAGUUUCGCAAAUGUGAGGAACUGAAGAAGAAACCCUCUGCUGCUCUGGAGAAGGUGAUGCUUCCUACAGGAGCGGCGUUCCGGUGGUUCCAGUAGGAUUCCUCCUCCACUCCCUACCCAAAGCUCUGCCAUCAAGUGCAAUGCCAACUCCUGGAUUGUCUCCAGAACAGACACUGGCUAAUAAACAAACAAGCAACAAAUAAAAUUAUAGAGAAAAAAAAUAACAAACAAAACAAAGCAGAAAAAAAAAAAAAUCAAUCGGGUAAUGGAUGCACCUACUUAUUCCUUGAACCAAAAAUGAAACGUAAAGAAAAGCAUCUAUGGCAACUUUCAUUCCCUUUUCUAUGUUUCCAUUUUGGUACCUUUUGUCCUUUUUCCAGCAGGUUUUUUUCUGUCGCUUAAACAUGGAACUGUUCAUUGCCAGAAACAGAAAUGACGGACUGAGUGUGGACAAUCAACUAAUUUCUGUGUUUGGUGUUAAUGUUGUUCAUGUGUGGAAAGAUACAGUACUUGUGUAGAGAAUGUAAAUUUACAGCUAUAUUUCAAAACUAGUGGCUAAUGGCAAACAUUAUUGUAAUUCUUCACCAUUAUUUUACUUAAAAACAUGUCCGUUUUAUGAUUCUUUUUGUUGAAGAGUCUAGUUUUCAGACGGAUCGGUGGUUGUCUUUGAAAGACAAAGAAAAUGUUUUUAAAUUGUAACGCUGUUGAUUUUGGAUUUAAACUAAACUGAAAAAGUUAUGUUAUCGGCCCACUACUGUAGUCUGUAGUCGCCUCAAUCAGCCCUCCUCUGCAUUUCCAAACUUUUCCUUUAGUGAUACUGGCAGCCUUAUGUUACUGUGGCCCCACUGAGCAUGUGCCAAUACUGCUCAGGGCAAUAGCACUAAGAGACAGCACUUGCUCUGAGUCUACCCUACUGAACGCACUGAGACAAGAUUCAUUUUUAUUUUUGUUUGUUUGUUUAUUUGCUAUAUUUUCAUGAUUUUGUUAUAUUGCUGGGUAGCUACAGCUUUUUGAAAUAACCAAUCUUUGUAUUUGUUUAGAAAAUUCGACUGGUUUUGUGAAUAAAAAGGAAUGCAUGUAAUUGUGUCAAAAUUUACAAUUCUGAUGUUUGUCUACUUGUCUAUUUGCAUGUUUUUUUUGUUGAAAAAACAGCUGGUUUGACAAAAAGAAACAUUAAGUAUACAUUUUCCAUGAAUUGAAAAAAAGUAUUCCCUUUUCUUUGAUAAUUGGAUGGAGUUGGGAAAUUCUUAAAGAUUCUGACGUGAGAAGAAGUCAUUAAAAGUAAAUCAGGCGGUGGUAUGGUUCACCAAGAUGUCCUUGGUUUGACUGAGAUAUUUCUCUCACGGCCUGUGUAAUACCUUCCUAUAUAUUGGAAUGACUGAUGGAGCCUUGCUGUGCUAAAAAUGUAACCAAAAUUAUUUAAAAGACGUUUGAAUAAGAACAA